Molecule: messenger RNA, 1273 nt
Organism: Miniopterus natalensis
Lineage: Eukaryota; Metazoa; Chordata; Mammalia; Chiroptera; Miniopteridae
Source: RefSeq, a predicted model, not a curated record
GUCGUUGUCCCUGAAACAGAGAAGCCGCUUCUCCUGGGCCCACGAAGCAGCUGUCCCAUGCUCUGCUGAGCACGGUGCCAUGCCUCUGCAACUCCUGCUGCUGCUGCUCCUGCUGGGUCCUGGCAGCAGCCUCGGACAGGCGCCCCUGGAAGAAGACUUCUAUGCAAAUGAUGAGGACAAUGAGUAUGAUGGCACCGACCCUCCAGAGGAGCUGAGCAACAGCACAGGGGCCGGGACCCAGAGCCCCAAGCCGCAGGCUGUGAUGGGAGCACUGCGGCAGAGAGAUUCUGCGGGGCCUGGUGCUCCCACGCCAGCCACUCUGGAGGUGACCACAGGGGACUCUGCUGGCCCGGACACAGGAGGGGCAACCAUUGGGACUCUCGGCACGGAACUGGCCACACCGGGGAUUCCCGUCACACUGGUCCCUCUGACCAAAGAACUGGUCACUACAAUCCCUCCCACCACGGAGGCUCCAUCCACAGAGGGGGCUCUGUCCACAGAGCAGGCCACCACGGAGGCAAUGACCAUGCAACCUGCAUCCACGGAGGACCCGUCCACAAUCCAAGCAGACACAGAAGCCCUGUCCACAAGCCCAGCAGCCACGGAGACCCCGCCCACAAGCCCAGCAGCCACGGAGGCCCCAUCCACAAGCGCAGCAGCCACAGAGGCCCAGCCUGUGAAAUCCAUUGUCAUAGAGGCCCUGUCCACGGAACCAGCAGCCACGGAGGCCCCUUCCACAGAGCCCAGGACCACAGAGACCCUGUUUAAGGAUCCAGCCACCACAGAGGCCCUGUCCACAGGACCUGCUACCACAAGGGGUCUAACCACAGCCCUUCCUGUGCCCUCUGACCCUCACAGGGGCACCACCAUGGCUGUCAGCAAUUCGUCGGAUGCCUUCAUCAAACAAUGGAAAAACAGCCAGGGACUCUCCCCCCGGAGCUCCGCGUCCCCCAGCCCCAUGGGGGCCCUGGAUUACAUGCCGGUGAGGCACUGCCUGCUGGCCAUCUUCCUCCUGGCGCUGGUGGCCACCACCUUCCUCGUGUGCACCGUGGUGCUGGCCGUCCGCCUUUCCCGCAGGAAGCACAUGUACCCCGUGCGCAGCUACUCGCCCACCGAGAUGGUCUGCAUCUCGGCCCUGCUGCCCGACGGCGGGGACGGGCCCGCGGCCACAGCCAACGGGAGCCUGCCCGCCACCAAGAGGCCAGGCCUAAAGGAAGGGUCAGGGGGGGAACAUGACGGGGACGACCUCACCCUGCACAGCUUCCUCCCUUAG